CAUAACAUGUCCAUUAGGUGAAGUAAAGUACAUAACAUUUAGUUAGGUUAGCCAGAAGAAAGUAUCAUGAAUUAAAUUUUAAUAUACAAAAUACUUAGUUAAAGAAAUAUAAAAUCAUGUUGAGACAACUUCUACAUUCUGUGUCUACGUUUAAACCAUCAGUAAAUCUCUACAAUUCGAAUAAUCAACCUAUAAAAACGAUUUUAACCCAAAGAUUCAUCUCAAAAACACAAAUCAAUUGGAAAAAAUCUAAAAAACGAGAGGUUGAGAGUGACUCUGAAGACGAAAACACCAAUACUUACGAAGAUACACUCGUCGAUAAAAACAGUAAAGUUUUAGAUGUCAAAGUAACAAAUCUGAGACUUGAUGGCAUUCUACGUGUGGGUCUUGGUUUGGCUCGAAACAAAAUUGAAGUAAACUUUUAUGAGAGCAAAAUACGACUUAAUGGAGAAAAAGUGUUAAAGAAGAGUGAAUCAGUUGGUAUAGGAGAUGAGAUUGAUGUUAUCAAAGGUCCAAGUCCAACAAAUCCGAAAUUAUUGAGUGUUGCAAGAGUUGAUGUGCUGAACAUCACACCAAAGGAUGAUUAUAUCAGCAUGAAGUUAAGGAGAUGCAAAAGUUUAUUGAUAGAAAACUAUAAUGAUGGAUGGAAGCCAAGUUAGCAAUUGUAACAAGUUCUAGAUUAAUAAUUGUACAAAUAUAAAUAGAAAAUUACCUAAA
Molecule: messenger RNA, 717 nt
Organism: Dalotia coriaria
Lineage: Eukaryota; Metazoa; Arthropoda; Insecta; Coleoptera; Staphylinidae
Product: mitochondrial transcription rescue factor 1
Exons: 1
Coding region: 117-659 (180 amino acids)
Biological process (GO): regulation of mitochondrial transcription
Cellular component (GO): mitochondrion
Molecular function (GO): RNA binding
Source: RefSeq, a predicted model, not a curated record